Messenger RNA from Penaeus vannamei (Pacific white shrimp), 1710 nucleotides. Lineage: Eukaryota; Metazoa; Arthropoda; Malacostraca; Decapoda; Penaeidae. The record is from RefSeq and is a predicted model, not a curated record.
AUGGGUCAACAAAAUGCAGACAGAAAUAAAGAAUACAGGCAUGGAAAGACCUCUGUUUCACCAAGACAGGUAACAAUUCUACUGGCUGCAAGUGCUACACAUUUGCUUACGGAUAUGCAGUUCAGCUGGAAUGCAGUCCUGCCGAAGCUAGAGGACACUAGCAAGUUCAUAGUGACUAAGGAAGAUGUAGCAUGGCUUGGAUCUCUAACGUUCAUACUGAUCGCCCUGCUCUCCCCACUGGCGGGCAUUCUAGCGGAACAUAUCGGUCCGCGACGCCUGCUUGUCACUGCAAUGUUUCCCGUGGCCGGGGUCUGGCUCCUGAAGGCAUACGGUCCCUGCCUGUGGCUCCUGUACCUCGGAAGAGCCCUACUUGGGGUCAGUGCAACGGUUGUCUACACAGUACUGCAUCCGCUGAUUGCAGAGUUGUGUCCUGCCAGGAUUCGGGGACUGGCUUUAGUGCUUCCAGAAAUAUUCGGCUGCGUAGGAAUGCUGUUAUCUUACCUGCUGGCUUACUUUCUCUCUUGGGAAGCUGCCACUGCUGUUUCCGCUGCUCCUUUCGUGCCCUUGUCGUUCAUGCUGCUACUUGUGCCCGAGGUCUGUAUUUUAGGGGUUUCAGGUGAUGGAAACCACUUUGAAAAUUCCCCGUACUGGCUGGUGAGGAAGAAGAAAAUCGACGCAGCUGAGAAAUCUUUAAGAUUCCUUUGGGGACGAGAUGCCAAUGUGGACAGAGAACUGGAGGCAAUUAGGAGCACGACUAUUUCCGAACAGAAUAAAGUCAAGAACCAGAUAAAGAAACUUCGUAAAAGACACAACGCCAUUCCAGUUGUUUUGACAAUCAGCUUGUUAAUUCUAAAGGAACUUGGUGGAAGAGGACCAACUUUCACCUACUCUGUGUACAUGAUCCGUUACUCGGGAGUGCAGCUGGAUGCUUUCUAUUGUACAAUAUUCAUCGGUGUUGCCCGCCUUGCAAGCACUUGUGUAUCUGCUUGCAUUUCGGACGUGGUGGGUCGCAGACCCCUCCUUGUGGCGUCAACACUGGUCUGUGCGGUGUCCGAGGGCGUGGCUGGAACCUUCCUCACCCUGGAAGCGGAAGGUCCCACGUGGGUGCCCCUGGCAUCUGUGAUAGUGUUUGCAAUCGGUUACGGGCUAGGUCUUGGGCCCAUUUCUUGGGUCUACAUUGGUGAACUAUUACCCACACCUGUCAGAUAUCUGGGAUCUGCAAUGGCAAUAUUUGGUGGAUUUCUAACAUACUUUGUCCUCAAUCUUGUGUUCCUGAACAUGACAUCGUCUCCUGGCCUUGAGUUCACUUUGCUCCUCUUUGGAGGAGCAAAUCUGACAAUUGCCCUUCUAGUGUUGUUUUUUAUUCCCGAGACUGCAGGGCGAACGUUGCAUGACAUGGAUAAGGCAUUUGUGUCCAACCGAAGACAACAAGGUCGACAUAACUCUACAUUUGAGAUCGAUAUCAUCCCGUCAGUUGCAGACCGUGCACGCAAAUUUGAAGAUAGCUUGUUCAAUGCUGAAGAUAAACACAAGAAAAUGAAUGUGAAAACACUCAUCCAUUGUGCGAAAACAAAUUGUUUCAAAAGUAAGAUCAAUGAAAGCAGAAACGAUUCUGCCGAAAUGUGGAAACUGGUUAAGACACUAGUGCCAAAUAAGAAACAUAACACAGACAUUUCCCAAAAAUUCCAUAAAUGUUAUAGAACACUUUAA